AUGGAUGAUUAUGGCCCUGCUUUUGCUCUUGUGUGUGUAGGUUCAGGUGGCGGCCCCCUGGAAUCCGACUUGUCUGGGUACCUGCUCAAACCGUAUAAGGAAGAAUGGGACGCGGGUAUCAUUGCAUUAGAGGCGGGUUCAGGCCAAGGAACUUUGCAUCGACUCUUGCAACAAGAACCAGACCUGUUCAAGACUCAGAGUAGCGCGACCCGGACUUAUUCCGCUUCCGAGAUUUAUACCUUCGUGCGGUGUUUUCUGAUCACUCACGCGCAUUUGGAUCAUAUUUCUUCCCUUGUAAUCUCUACCGGCUCAUUCGGAGGUCCACGGAAACGCGUCUACGGUAAUAAGGAAAUGCUUGAAGAUCUGGAGGGAAUAUACAAUUGGCGAGCAUGGCCGAAUCUCGCUUCCUACGACGAGAACGACGAGGACUUCAAACUGUUGUACUCUCCCCUUGUUCCGAAUGGAAAGUAUCAUACCGUCUUCCCAGAUAUAUCUGUUCAAAUUGUCCCUAUAAACCAUGGUACCACUGAUAUAGGGCCUUAUUCUUCUUCCGCGUUCUUCAUCCGUUCAGACUCCCAUCCGUCCAAGCGAGAGUUCCUGUUCUUCGGAGAUGUAGAGCCCGAUUCGGUCACUUCUGCUACACCGAAGAUUAUCGAUGUCUGGAGGAAAGCUGCUCCCAUGAUCCCGAAUACGUUAUCUACGAUCUUCAUAGAAUGUUCAUGGCCAUCUGGGAGACCAGACGACAUGUUGCAUGGUCAUCUUAGUCCCGAACACUUGAGGGAUGAAUUAGUCGUGCUGGCUACUGAGGUAUACCACUCCCGGCGUAGCAGCUCUGGCGGUGGCUCCAGGCCCAAGAGAAAGCGGCAAAAACGGAAUCCCUCAGUGUCUGCUGACGAACUGCGAGGCCUUCUGACUGGUGUUCGAAUUUACAUUAUCCAUUGUAAAGAACAGUCAACGCAAGUCGAAGGUCCUCCAACACGGGAACUCAUUGUUGGGCAGGUCAGAGCACUCGUUCAAACGGCUGGACUGGGCGCAGAGAUUCUAUCUGCCGAACAGGGAAUGCAUAUCAGUGAGCGUUUCAUAUUCUAUUUAAGCAUAAAACUCAUCAAAAUACUCACUCGUCCCGCAUACAUUUAUUGGAGACUGCGAACCGAGCUUUUUGCUCUUGUAUAA
Messenger RNA from Lentinula edodes (shiitake mushroom), 1173 nucleotides. Its product is annotated as cyclic-AMP phosphodiesterase. Gene Ontology annotation, biological process: cAMP catabolic process; cGMP catabolic process; negative regulation of glucose mediated signaling pathway. The transcript has 6 exons. The coding region runs from base 1 to 1173 and encodes 390 amino acids. Gene Ontology annotation, molecular function: 3',5'-cyclic-GMP phosphodiesterase activity; 3',5'-cyclic-AMP phosphodiesterase activity. NCBI's taxonomy places the organism in Eukaryota, Fungi, Basidiomycota, Agaricomycetes, Agaricales, Omphalotaceae. The record is from RefSeq and is a predicted model, not a curated record.